AUGCCUGCCAAGUCUAUAAAGUCCAUGAGAUGCGGAGCCGUGGCUGUGGUGGCUCUGCUUCGUGCAGCCGAAGUCGUGGCCUUUGAGCCUUUCGACGUGCUGCAGGCCAUCAAGAGCGACGUCUUCCCUGACGUCUUACCCUUCUUGGAGGAGAAGCGAGUCCUGUUUGCGGAUGGUUUGGAUCAGAAUUUGCUGCCUCGAGACGGUUUGGAGGACGUGCUUGCCAGCCCAAUCGUGCCUUUCGAUGAUGUUGCUGAAGGAGAUCGCCUUGAAGUGAUUGUAAACGGCUCCGAAGACAUUCGUCGAAGCUCCACUUGGGAACCGUGUGUGGUCCUUGCUCACAACCUGCAGACCGGCAUCUUGGAUUUGGAACUGACAGCUCCAAGCCCACGUGCUGGCCAGCAUGUAAGGCAAAGCUGGGGUCUGGCGAGACGGUACCCGUGGCGCUACGUCACGGUAAAGGCGAAUGACACGAUCUUCGUUGGAACUGCCAGCGGCUGGCAGCCAGCGAAAGUCCUUAGCAAAGCUCCCGAAGAUGAUACCCUCGACCUGGCCUUCCCCAGCGGAGCGAAGCUGCAAUCCGUGCGGCCGCGCAUUCGACACAUGCAAGAUCAGGCUACGCGCUUUGAUCAAGGUGACUCGUACAGCGACGUGGCAGAAGGCGAACGCAUCAAGGUGGACACCUCGCGUGGUUGGGAGAUUGCCUCCGUCGUGAAAAAACAUGAAGGAUAUGAAGGCACCAAGUCCCUGGACAUUGAAAUGUUCCCGGACGGGGAAAGAUUUGAAAGCUGCAAGCCCCUUAUCCGAAAGCCCAAGACCAAAGCAAAUGAGACUGCGUUGGCACUUUGGGCAGAGAAUCAGCGGCUGCGAAGACGAAUAGCCAUAUUGUCGAGCCUGAGAGCAAUCUUCACCUCGACGGCUCUUGCGAAAGUGGCCUGGUAUAUCGCACGCCACCAUAUCGAUGAGUAUGUACAAGAAUACAAGCACAAUGGAAUCCCGGAUGAUCCAGACUUUCGUGAAAACAUGCGGCUUUGGGGCCUGUCGUAG
Messenger RNA from Symbiodinium necroappetens, 1047 nucleotides. The record is from the annotation of a GenBank genome assembly. NCBI's taxonomy places the organism in Eukaryota, Dinophyceae, Suessiales, Symbiodiniaceae.